ACCUUUAAUACACACACUUGCACACGUCCUUUCCAGUCUGACCAAGUCUUUCUGACGGAUGUGCUCACUUACUUUGACUCUAAUUCUGAUGCGCACCUCAUAGAUAUGAAGUACAGUCGGAUCCCUGUUUGGUAAUUGCAUCCAGGUUGAUGGGGUAAUCAUCUGCUUUCUGUACAGUGCUGUGUGUGAAGCCAAGAAAUACAAUGGAUUCCAGGGUCUUGAAGUUUCUGAUUGGAGCUCUGUACAUCUACUGUCAGGUCCAUGCAGCAGACGAUGCAUACAAUGGUGAGCUGAUGGUGGAGAGUAAUGUCACACUGGAAAUCGAGACCAUCCUGUCAGCUUUGAAUUCAACUGACAUCCAAGUGAACGAUACCAACAGCGCUCCCCACGAUGUGACCCUUUUAGACAGUGGAGUGAUUUCAGAGUGCCUGAUCGUUGGAAAUCAAUCCAAUUGCAACUGCUCUGAUGGAUACAUUUGGAGCAACGAUGUGUGCUACACUGAAAAAUGUUGCAGUGAAUCUACAUGCACACAAAACGUGUCGCACAUCACACCACUCUGCAUUGCCAAAUUCCAAGUUAAAAUCAAUGGAUCAAUUAUGUCGAAAUCCACCUGGGAUUCAUCCAAAACAACAAAGCUUGAAACUGCCUUUAAAGAACUGAAUGGCUUUGAGUCCCUGAAUGUAACUCGUCAGAGGCCAAGAAACAGCAUUGUUGGUUUUGAGGCAACUGUCGGCAUCAAAUUUGAGACUUCUACACUUCAAGGCAUAGUGUCUCAGCUGGAAACCUCUCUUGAAGCUGUAGUUUUGGUCGAAACUGUAGGAAUGGUCACCAUAGAGGCCCCAGAAACAACAAAGUACUUGUCCAGCCCCACACUGAAAUGCACUUUAGAGGAGGAGACGGACAGAGCUGGCUGGAACAUGAGCACGAAGCACGAGCGCUUUGAGCUCAACAAUGGCACUGUGGUGAAACUGAAUGAAAGAUGUGCCACACAGGAAUACAAGUCUUGUGUGUCAGUUACACUCCAGGGGGUGACAAGCUUGUGGACAGGUAUAUAUGAGUGUGGAUUCACUAAUGGGUCAGUCAGGCAUACAGCCAAGACACAGCUGAGAGUGUCACUCCUGCCUGAUGAGAUCGACCUGAAGAUCAAUCCUCUUACUGUGGACUGUUCGGAUAUGGAGGACAGUGAGAAUGUUAACGUGAAUGUCACUGCCACCAUCUUAAACAGCACAGAGAGCUUUGAUGUUUGGUGGAGCUACAGGGGUGAAGAGAAAAAUAAUCUAGUGAAUACAUCUGAUGGGGAUUACCUGGUCUACUCUUUCACAGCUAAUAUCAGUUGCCAGAAAUCCAACGCCUCACAAUACGUGAAUGUCACUUUUAAAAACACAGUUAAUCAAGAAAAAAGUGCACGCGUGGAUAUUCCAGUAAUCUACAAGGGUGAAACAUUUUGUGAAAAGGAUGAGUUUUGGCCAAACACUCCAUCUGGAGACACAGUGAUUAACCGAACGUGUGAAAAGGGCAGGUUUGGCUAUAAGUCACGCACUUGUAAUGGCAAUACCUGGCAGGACGUGUUCUUCCACUGCGUUGAUCAAGAGUUGAAAACAGUUACAAAAUCAGCAGACAACUUUAAGAAGGGACUAGGGGCUUCUCAGGAGGCGGCCAUGGAUAUAUUUGGAGGACUUAAGAACAGCUCUACAACUAAUUCAACUGAUUCAAGUAGCAUUAUGGCCGACCUUAGCGCCUCCAUCAACAUUUUAAGUGUUAUGUCCAGUGCAUCAGUAAAUUUUGCCUUAGAAGACAGUGUCAUACCUGAUUUUGUCAACGCAGCAAGCAACAUGUUGAACAGGACCUGGGAUGUGUACAACAAAUCUGUUAUUCAGAACUUGUCAUCAGAUUACCUUCUGUCUGUGGAAGAGAUGGUGAAGAAUAUCAAGAUUAACAUGACCAAUGAAUUCAACAGUCCAAAUCUAGAUCUUAAAUUCUGCUCAGAUAGCAGCUGUAGUGUGUUUGACAUUGAUGUGAAUCUGGACAAGACCCUCGGAAUGAUAAGAACUGUUGCUGUGAAAAAUCUAACAGAUAAAUUGAACAACAACUUCCUGGAAAAAAAUACUACCAGCCUCUUAUUAUCGGUCACACUGGAAGACAACAAUGAUUCACCUUUAGAAAUUAGAAUGAACUUCCCUAGCGAAGAGGGAACUAAACCUUUGUGCGUCUUCUGGAACACCACAGUGAGGGGGUGGUCGGAUGAAGGAUGCUCUACCAACAUUAGUGACGGAAACCACACACUCUGCGUGUGCAACCACUUGACUGCAUUCUCUGUCCUCAUGUCCAAGAGUGAUACAUCUGAUGAAAUCCUAGAUAUGAUUUCAGUUGUGGGCCUGUGUGUGUCCAUCUGCUCCUUGCUGAUCUUCCUCAUCAUUGAGGCUCUGGUUUGGUCAGCUGUGGUCAAGACAAACCUUUCACAUUUCCGUCACACAGCCAUGGUUAACAUUGCUUUGUUCCUCUUGCUCGGUGACAGUAGUUUCUUGGCUUCUUCCUAUCCUGAGAUUCUCAGUGACACCUGUUGUUUAGUUUUGACCAUAUGCAAACACCUCUUUUUCUUAGCCAUGUUCUUCUGGAUGCUGUGCUUGAGUGGCAUACUUGUCCAUCAGCUUAUCUUUGUCUUCAGCCCAGUGAGGAAAAGAGCCUUCAUGUUCUUCUCCAGCAUUGUGGGCUACGUUUGCCCAAUCCUAAUAGUGGGAUCCAGCUAUGUGUACUACAAAUACACCAACCAGCCCUACCAUGAUAAGAAAAAAUGUUGGCUAAAUUAUAAAAAACCCUUGGAGGGAUCCUUGCAUGCUUUCGUCCUUCCUGUGGGAACUGUAACUUUGACAAAUCUCUUCUCCAUGGUGGUCGUCAUUCUUACUCUGUUGAAGUCCUCAGUACCUGAUAGCACCAAGACAGAUGACAAGGCGACAGCCAAAAGUAUCCUUAAAGUGGUGGUCUCUCUGACCCCUCUCUUUGGAGUAACAUGGGCCAUUGGCUUCAUUGGGUUCAUGUUGGAUGGAAAUGAUCCCAUUUCAAAAGUUGUUGAUUACAGUUUCACCAUCCUCAAUUCCUUCCAGGGCCUUUUCAUUUUGCUAAUGGGCUGUUUAACAGAGGAGAAGGUUCGAGAGGAACUGAUAAAGUUUGUAACGGCAAAAUCAAAAGGACAAAGUGGAAGCAUGACGAAGUUGAAUUCAACCACCUACACAAAAGACAAAUGAAGACAGAGACUGUGAAGAUGGACCAAGAAGAAGGAAACAGCAACUCACACAUGUACUAUGCAGCUCCAUUUACAGCCACAUCUUUGUGUUUGCUUUGUAUUAGACUAUAGUUCCUGGGCUGUUUAGUGAAGCUUAUAAAACACAACAGAUGUUUUGAUAAUAUUUCGUGAUUUGAUUGAAAACCAUUAUUGUUAAUAGUAGUAUUGGCACUAAUUGUGAUCUCCAUCAGCUGAGGCUGGAAACAAAUUUCACAUUAAAUGCAAUCCUGCUCUGAGGAAUAAUGUGUAAUUCAAGGUUAUGUAUACAUUUGCAUACCAUUAUUUUCUCAAGAGGAGAGCAGAUGCAGAUUUUUUUUCAAGUGCUACAGAAGUCAAAGUCAGUACUGAACUGUCACUGUAUAUCUUUGAGGAGAGGCUUUAAUGCAUACCAACUCAAACCACUUAAUUAGAUUCUGGAUGGACAGAUUGUAUUUGCUGACUGUAUAUAGAACAAAAUAGAUAUUCUAAGAUCUCUUGCUGGGUUUGAUCCUUUUAUUUAACUGGAAAAUUUGUAGAUUUACACUGUUUGGCAUAAACGAUAACCUGUACUAUAAUAUGUGUGUAUAACUACCAUAUGUAUCUCAAAAUAUAUAAUGAAAUAAAAACAAGCAAUAUUGAUUCCUAA
This is a messenger RNA of Thunnus maccoyii (southern bluefin tuna), 3905 nucleotides long. RefSeq names its product adhesion G protein-coupled receptor F4-like. NCBI's taxonomy places the organism in Eukaryota, Metazoa, Chordata, Actinopteri, Scombriformes, Scombridae. Gene Ontology annotation, molecular function: G protein-coupled receptor activity. The transcript is spliced from 18 exons. Gene Ontology annotation, biological process: G protein-coupled receptor signaling pathway; cell surface receptor signaling pathway. Bases 204 to 3242 code for a protein of 1012 amino acids. The record is from RefSeq and is a predicted model, not a curated record. Gene Ontology annotation, cellular component: membrane.